Messenger RNA from Hevea brasiliensis (rubber tree), 3202 nucleotides. Its product is annotated as nitrate regulatory gene2 protein. Lineage: Eukaryota; Viridiplantae; Streptophyta; Magnoliopsida; Malpighiales; Euphorbiaceae. The record is from RefSeq and is a predicted model, not a curated record. The transcript is spliced from 7 exons. The coding region runs from base 899 to 2896 and encodes 665 amino acids.
CCAUGUCUUUGCAAUGACAACUCAUGAAAAACCUCCAUGGUUUGCUUGUCUCAGUCUGCUCUGCUGUGCCAUGGGGUCUGGUUCUCGUUUAUACUACGAGAAAAAAAGCUUUAUUUUUAAUAAGAAAAAGCUUGCUUCUUGCUUGAUAACAGUAUAAUAAUGGGGUGUUGCUAAAAUGAACCAUCUAACGCUUGGGAUACUUCUCUUGCUCUUGGGUUUCGAGCUCGACACCUCCAACUUUAUCUCUUUAAUGCCUUUGUAAAAGCAUAUAGAUAUCCAAGAAUACACUUGGAAAAGACUUGAGAGAGUUACGUCGUUUUUUGUUCUUUUCUUUUAUUGAAUCCUUUUUAGUUUUUUGUUUUCAUACGGAACUGAUAAUCUUUCCUCUGAUGAUGUUUUCGAAACCAAAUCAACGCUUGGUGUAAUGGGUACUCGUUCCUUUUCCUAGAAAAAAAAGAAGAAAAGAAAAGAAAAGAAAGAUGGUGCUGGUUCUGUAGUUGUUCUAUUUAAUAUUUGCAGCGGUAAGAAAAUAAGAAGGAAGAACAUUGGUCUUCCCUCUGUCUACCUGCCUGUCUCUGCCAGUUUCCAUCUUUGUUCGUUUCCGAGCUAUGGAAAGUUUGAAGAUGGGUGCUUUUUUGUUAUGUUUUUCCUUUUUCUACGAGGCCUGUAAACCAGGAAGAACUGGAGCUUAAACAGUGUAAGAAUAGCAGAGUCAUGAUAUGGCGUGAAAGCUUUGUUCUUUGGGUUAAUCAGUGAAGACAAUCACACAAAUUUGGAGAGAUCUGCUUUCAGCUUUUUGCGUAUAACUACGAUGAAUUGAGACUUUAUCUGGGCUUUGCUCAUUUUAUUAUGCUUUGAAGUUAAACUUGGAGCGUAUUCUUUUGACUAUACUGAAGAAAUGGGUUGUGUAGCAUCAAAGAUUCAUAAGGAAGAGAGGGUGCAAAUUUGCAGGGAGAGAAAGAGGCUAAUGAAACAAUUGGUAGUGUUCCGAGGAGAAUUCACAGAUGCCCAGUUGGCUUAUUUGAGAGCACUGAAGAAUACUGGUGUAACACUUAGGCAAUUCACUGAAUCAGAAUCUUUAGAGCUUGAAAAUACCUCUAAUGGCAAGGCAUUGCCUUCUUCCCCUCCUCUUCCUCUGCCUCCUUCCCCUCCACCUCCUCCUCCUUUUAGCCCUGAUUUAAGAGGGUCCAUUGAUAAUCAGAAAGAAGAAAUUGAUCAAGAAGAAGGUAUAAAAAUUGAUGAGGAUGAUUGCUAUACCCAAUCACAUCCAAUUUGUAGUUUCUCAUGGAAUCUUUUGGAAUCAGAAUCCAUUGAGCAGCCUUCCCCACAACAUUGGGAGAAAAACAAAAUAGUAGAACCAGCAGUAGAUGAGGAAAAUUGGGCAGAGGCUAAGGCAGAAUUUGAGGAAGAAGAUUGGGAAGAUGAGAAUGCUGGGAAUGUUCAUUCUAAUUUACUUCCCCAGAUGCAGCAGCGACAGCAGCCUGUUAAAUUGAUUGAUGAUGACUCAUCGAUGGUGAGCUGUUGUAGUAAAGAUACUACAGACGUGGCUAUGGUAAAGUGGAGAAGCAAGAUGACCUUGGAGGGUAUUGUUAAGGAGUUAGAUGAUUAUUUCCUUAAAGCAUCAGCUGGUGGAAAGGAAAUAGCUGUUCUCAUGGACAUUUUCAAAGGACACACCUCUCUAUCUCAGAAUUCCAAGGAAAACAAAAGGAAAAGGAGUAAUUCUGUCAAGGUAUUCAGUGCAUUGUCAUGGAGUUGGUCUUCUAAGUCACUUCAGUUUGCAAAGGAUGCUACUGAGGUUUAUAAUCCCAGUGAACCAUGCAAGCCUGGAGCUCAUUGCAUCACACUGGACAAACUAUAUGCUGCAGAACGGAAACUGUACAAGGAAAUGAUAGAAGAAGAAAUGGCCAAAAUAGAGCAUGAGAAAAAAUCUGUGAUACUCCUAAAACAAGAAGAAGAAAACCAUGACUGGACCAAGACUGAAAAAACUCGACUGAGUGUUGAGGGUUUGGAGACUGAUAUCAGACGCCUGCAGCAUUCAAUAAGUAAUACUCGUUCUACUAUAUUGGAGCUCAUUGAUGUGGAGCUGUAUCCUCAACUUGUCACAAUAACUUCUGGGCUGAAAAAAAUGUGGAGAACUAUGUAUGAGUGCCAUCAAUUUCAGAACGAUAUCUCUCUGCAGUUGAAUCAUCUCACUGAUAGUCAAGGUGUAGACUUGACUACUGACUAUCAUCACCAGGCCACCUCUCAGCUUGAAACUGAGGUCACUUCCUGGUACCUCAGCUUCUGCAAACUUGUAAAAUAUCAACAGGGGUAUGUAAGAACACUCUGUAGGUGGAUCAAGCUAACUGACUGCCUUGUAGAUGACAAUCAGCAUAGUAGGUCCUUGUCUGCAGUUCGUAGUCUGUGUGAAGAGUGGCAGCUUCUUGUUGAUAGGUUGCCUGAUAAGAUAGCCUCAGAGGCCAUUAAAAGCCUUUUGGAUGCCAUCCAAAUGAUAAUGCUGCAGCAGGGGGUGGAACACAACCUACAUAAAAAAUCUGAUAAGCUGGAGAAAAGAUUUCAUAAGGAGUUAUUUUCACUUGCUGAAAUGGAGAAAAAGGUUCAUUGGAGUUUGGCUGAUGAAGAUAUGCAAUCUGAUUUGAGCCCUAAACAUCCCUUGUCGAUUAAGCGUGCCAAAACAGAAGCUUUAAAGAAACGGGUGGAUUCUGAGAAGACUAAAUAUUUGAACUCAAUCCAGGUUACCAAAGUUAUGACCCUAAACAAACUGCAAACAGGCCUCCCCUGUGUAUUCCAGGCAUUAAUGGGAUUUUCAGGGGCUUCUGCUCAGGCCUUUGAGGCUGUUCACGGCCAUGGCAGACCAGUAGUUGAUUGCAAUGCAUCAGAAAGUUCAACGAACUAAAGUUGUUAGAAAUGGUGAGAUGAAGUGGGAACUAGUUACGCACUUACAAGAGCCAUUUGGUCAAUGUAUAGGCCCCAAGUGCAAGUUCUUUGACAUUCAAGAAUGCAUAUCAAACUGCAACAAAAUGUAAAUUUUGUUUAGAGUUAGAUGUUACUGUUUUUAUCAAUUACCCUGGACAGAGAUUCAGUUGACGGUGUAAUGUCAAUGUAAUGAAGUCCUACACUUGAGCGGCGCAUAUUCCUUAAAACUGCAUUCACAUGCCUCUCUGCACUAUUCUUGAUUAAAGAAUUCUCGCAAGUUGGUCUA